Molecule: messenger RNA, 1513 nt
Organism: Stylophora pistillata
Lineage: Eukaryota; Metazoa; Cnidaria; Anthozoa; Scleractinia; Pocilloporidae
Source: RefSeq, a predicted model, not a curated record
CGGGAAGGUCGUUUGUAGCUUGUUUGUACUUGUCAUUUGUCAGUAAUGGAGAUUAGGUUUGUGACAAUAAUUGAGCCAUUUUGACCUGCUACAGGCUUAUAUCAAGAAAAUGGGUUGCGGAACUAGCACCCCCGACAAUAAAGAGGACAACAGAGGAAGCAAGUUUGAUUUUACUCGACGUAACACCGAAGUCGAAAAGCCAAACGUUGUGGUCGAGAUCGGGAAAGGUGUGAAGAAGAUCGACCCGGAGCGACGGAUUGUGUUCAUAUUCGUAUCCAUGUGCUUUUGCCUUAAACUUGACGCUGUCCAAGGAGAAUCUUCUGAAGAACAUUAAAAACAGCCAUUCCCCUGCUUGUGCUAAGCCCCCAAGCAAAGACCCCAAAGAUGCAUCAUCUGAUCAAGGGGAUGAAAUGGACACUAGUAGGACUAAGCGUCGCUUUGCACUGUAUGAAAGUUCAGUGCAAGAUUUCUUGAACUAUUUUAAUCUGGAAGACAGAAUUGUACGGGUUGACACAUCAGCAGCACAAGUACAACACGUCUGGGAUGCAAUGAUGGAAUUUUUUGCAGCUGAAAUGGAUUUCAGUGCAAACAAAGUGAUAAAUACUGUUGUGGUGUUCUCAUUUGAUGAAAAGACUUACCAGUCCAUAGAUACAAACAGAUACCCCAUGAAAUCAGUUCUACUUCAUGAACUCAUCAAAGAGCCUCAGGCCUCUGCAGAAGAUGUCCUUUCAGCACUUGCUAAACAUUUGGAUGAGAGUGCGCUGCAGUCACGUUCAUUCUUGGUUGAUGUAUCAGGGACAUCCAUUGAUGAGGAACAUAUCUCUGAACAGUUUACGAAGCCACAGAUUCUGUUUGUAGACGUCAACGUGGGUCAGUUGGAUUACUUCUUGCACGGACUCAAGCGCAAAACAGACAGAAAGAAAUCCAUUUUCAGGAAGAAAGCGCAGUUAUACAAAUCAGUCAGUUCAACGGAGAAUGAAACGUUACUGUUCCCUGAUCACAUAGAUACUGAAUUGUGUAGACGAAUCGCUAUCUGUUUGGCAGAACAACGCACUUGUUGAGAAAUAUACAUCUUUCAUUUUUCUCUCUUGUUCGCCCGGUACACAUCUUUAUACUAGUGAUCAAAUCACUUUCUACGGUGGAUACAAUCAGAAUUUUAUCUUCCCAGUCGACAUGGAGUCCUGUAUAUACUUGGUAAAAUGUGGCUUUAAGAAACCACAAUUGCAGAUUUUAUUUUUAAAACUAAAGAAAAUAAUUAUUUAUUAAAGAUGAUUGUUCAACUGUCAUAUUUAAAUGUUUGUUGCAAACACUGGCGUUUUGCGUCGUUCAAGAUUUUGGCGUUUGAACAUAGAUAAAGCUGUUAAGUUGUCUUGGGAGAAAAUAAUUAUCUGGCUUGUAUAUACGUACAGAAAGAAACGCUACAUGUCUAAAUAUAUUUUCUUCUAUCUAAAGAUGACAGGAAUUAGAAACAGUUCAGGUGGUAAGUAAUAAAAGAAAAGUCAGUCUUUCUUAA